AUGAAGAAUGAAGAAAAUGGAGAGGGUUCACUAAAUAUUCCUGGUUACUAUUACGAUAAAAAAAAAAAUAGGUAUUUUUUAAUUGAUAAUGAACUAAAAAAGCAACUAAAAAAAGAAGAAUUUACUAGAUUAAUAAAUGAUGCAAAAAACAAAAAUCGCCAAACUAAAAUAGAAGAACAUAAAGAAUUUGUCAAAAAGAAAUUCCAUCAAAUUCAUGGAAUAAAAGAAAUGAAAAAAAAAAAAAAAAAUGCUAACACACAUAAAUCUAAUAUUAAAAAUAACGAAAACGAAAAUUAUAUGCUUUUAAAUAAAAAUUACAAUAUUUUAAAUAAUGAGGGAAAAAAUUUGCAUUUAAUUAAUAAUGAAUUAACUUUUUUAAAAAGAAGUGUGUCUGAAAACCAAAAUAUAUACAAUAUCAUUAUGCGCAUAAGAAAUUAUAAUUUUAUGGAAAACUCCAUUUUAAGCUUACCACCCAUUUUUAUUAAUUGUAACUGUUGCGAAUAUAUUCACGUACAAAAUUUGUGUGAGUUGCAGUCUAAUUACAAUUCAACGGAUCAACAAAAUGAAAUCAAAAGCUUAGACAACCAAAAAGCUUCCCAUUUUUUAAAUAUUAAAAGGGAUGAUAAUAUUGAUGUUUUAUUGAACGAUUUUAAAUGCUUUAAUUUAAGCCAAAAACUAAUGGAUGGAAAUAAAAGAAAAUAUAAAUUACAAUUAGAAGAGUUUAAUAAUGAAUUAUUUAACGUAAACAAAAAGUAUCGAAAACAGAGUAUAUGUAGUAAUAAAACAGAACUCGUUAGAAGUAAUUAUAGUUCAAACAAGAAAAUUUUUCCUCAUAGAUUUUCAUUGCAACAUGUAAAACGUGAAAACAUUAUAUCAAAUGGAUGUCAUAGUAUAGACGAACAUUUACUAAUUCCAAAAAUGUAUGGCCGAACAUACGAAAGGUUGAACUCUUAUAACAUAGAAAAUAUAAAAUCAAAAAUAACAGCGAAUAGAUACAAAGCAAAUUUUUAUUAUUUUUUUAACAGCAAUAACAACAAUGGCAGUAAUUAUGUAAGUUUAGAUGAAAAUAGCAGCAUGAAUGAAAUGAAUAAUACUAAUAACGUAAGUGGGCGCCAGUGGUUUACGUUUAAUAAUGCAUCAAAUGAUAUGAAUUACCUAGAACCCGGAGAUUAUCCCAAUAUUGAAGAAGAGAACUUAACAGUUAGGAAUUUAGAUGCAAUUACAAAUGAAACACGUGUUUCAAAAACGUAUAAACCUUCCGAAUCUUUUUUUUAUUUAUUUAGUAAUCCACAGUAUGAAGAUAUCAUUUUCAGCACUACGAAGGAAAAUAAUUUUUCAUUUAGUUUAGGGGCUGUUGAUUUGAACAAAUUUGUUCAAAAAAAUAAAAAGUCUCCUAUGAAUGACAUAAUUCAUGAAAAUGUUUACUACAAUACGGAUACCAAAUAUUUAUGUAGCUAUUCUAAAGAACAAAGUGAACUUCUAUGUAUUUCCCCACAAUUAUUAUCACAUUUUAAUAUAUUCAAUUCUGAAUAUAUUGCUUAUUCAUCUUAUGCAAAUACAAAAAAUGAAAAAAGCUUAAUGUGUUUACUAAGUAUAAAAUCAUUUUUUCAGUGCACUCCCAAAAUAGAAACAUAUAAUUUUAUAAGUGAAAUAAAUUACUUUAAAUUGUUUCCAUCUAUGGAAGAUAAUUAUUAUACGCAUAAGGAUAUCAAUUAUAGUAGUACAUGUACAAACGAUGGUUAUUCAUAUCAUCAUAACAAUAAAAUUGAUAAAAUUUUCAUAUGUGGAUCCUUCCCAAGCUUUAGUUUUAGUGCAAUAAAAGAUUCUGUUCCUUACUGUAUUUGGGAUAGUAAGAAAUUAAAAGUUCGCGAUUUGCUAUCAUUAAACGAAGAUAUAACAGCAUAUGUUGACAACAUUUUAAAUGCAAAACAACCCCUUACAUAUUUAACACAUGAAAAUAAUUCUCACAAAAAACUGAUAUUGCAUUCAAAAAAAGGUAAAGAAAAAGGAAAAAAGGAAAUUGAGAAUGAACAUGAGAAUGAAAGAAAAUCUUCGUAUGACUAUUAUGAGAAUGAUACCAAAAAAAAAUAUGAUAAUAAAAAUAAAUAUUAUAGUAAAGACUUAAAUAACAAUAACAACCUAAUUCAUUUAAGUAAGUGGGAAGCAUCAAAAAAACGACAUGAAAAUUUUGCAGAAAAAUCAAACUAUGUAGUCCAUAACCGUUUGAAUAAAAGUAGUCCAAAAAAAUUAUCUACUUUAAACAUAAAUGAUAAAGCGAGAAAUUAUAAUAAGCAUAAUAUUUCCCAUAAUUUCCAUGCACUAAAUUCUCCGAAAUACAAUUACAAUGACAAUAAAAAAAAAGGUAUUUGUUGUGAAAGUGUACGAAAAUCAAAUAAUAAUAUUUUUUUAUGCUGCAAUACAGAAUAUUUAUAUCUGUGCGAUUUACGUUGCAAUUUUUUAAAUACAAUAUCCAAACUUAAACACAAUGAAGGAUUUGUAAAUAAAAUUUAUUCAUUAAGUAACAACUAUCAAUACAUAUUAUCAAAAACUAAUAAUCAUAUAGGACUGUAUGAUAUGCGCUGUGUACCUUAUAAAUGUAAUGAUGAAUUAAAAAAUAAUUUACUAGUUACGUAUGAAAGAUUUAUAGAUAAUGAUAAUCUAAAAAAGCAUCUGAACGAUUUUUAUGUUAUAGAUAAUGAACAGUACAUUGUUUCUCUAGACACAUACACAAAUUCCGUAUAUAUAUAUGACAUUAUGAAUUCUACACAUAAAAUAAUCAAUUUAGAUGGAAAUUGUGAAUAUUCAAAAACGAACAUUUUGCAUAGUUACAUAAAUUUAUCAAAAAUACCAUAUAUAUAUUCACGUGAUGAACAUAACGAUGAUUAUUAUAAUUAUUAUAAAAAAAUAAUGAAUGAAACAAAAGCAACUGAUAGUAAACAUAUAAAUCAUUUCAAUCCUUUAAAAUCUUACCCCAAGAAGGACUUAUUUAUAGGUUUAAAUGUUCAAUCAAUAUUACCCAUUUUUUAUGUUAAACAGAAAUAUAGUAAGCAUAAUUUUAUUUCAAUAAAUGAAGGGGGGUUUAUUUGUACUAUAAAUAUAUAA
Molecule: messenger RNA, 3102 nt
Organism: Plasmodium malariae
Lineage: Eukaryota; Apicomplexa; Aconoidasida; Haemosporida; Plasmodiidae
Product: conserved Plasmodium protein, unknown function
Exons: 1
Coding region: 1-3102 (1033 amino acids)
Source: RefSeq, a predicted model, not a curated record